CAUCAACAUUUUUUUGUUAUUUUUUAGAGCGACAUUUUUAUUAUUUUGAAUAUUUUUUAAAGUUGCCUCCUACAAUGACUGCAAUAAGCACGCGACCAAAGUCUCCGACACGUACCGAGGUCAUCGCUAAGAGUCUCGUACCUGGGACCAACUAUUGCACUGGAGUACUUUUAGGUAAUUGGGUCGAGGAUAGAAUUGAGUGUCCCAGAGGUGGGACCUAUUAUUUUCCACCGAAAGAAGAGAUCGACUAUGUGAAAUUGAAGCCAGAAUCAAGACAGCCUGAUUUUCGUUUGAAUAAAUUAAGCAGUUUGCAGGGCUCCGUUCAUUCGAUAAUCCGCCACGACAGCCACGACAAAUGCGGAAACUUCACCACUACCACCGACUUGGUGUACAACCAUCUUCCCCGCCCACUGUGUGGACCAGACCAACGCUAUUACAAACGCUGCGCACAUCAGUUCUACCCGCAGCCUGAUCUUAUGAAGUGUUUCGGCAAUUUGACAGCGUGGGGCCUGAAGAAAUAUCUCGAACACGAGUGGAAGUGCACCGAUGUAUCGGAUUAUUCGUCGACCCUGUAUGAAGAUACAUACGUCCCGCCCAGACCUCAUCAGUAUUUGCAACGUUGUGAAAGAAAAGCAAGAAAUUCGUUAGUUAUUUUUUCUAUUAGUUAUCAGAAUUAUUUCUUUUUCCUCUCACUUACAAACUGUGGAAGUAACUUUUUGCUGUUGUGGUUGUGGUCAUCAAACGCUGACAGCGCAAAAAUACCUACUUUAAUUCCUGUCCAGUAAUAUAAAAUCCAUGAUUGAGGAUUGAGGGCGCCACAUACUGCCUACAAUGGAAGAAAUUAUAACACUUUUUUUCCGUAACAUGGCGAGGUAUUUUAUUUUUAUUGUCAAUUGAUACAAUAUCUACUAGAGCCGUGAUAGUCCAGUGGAUAUAACUUCUGCCUUCGAUUCAGAGGACGUAGGUUCGAAUCCGGCCCGGGACAUGCACCUCGUAACUUUUCAGAAAUUUUAGUCUACGUGUGAAGUAUGUCAAUCCGCUU
Bicyclus anynana (squinting bush brown) is the source of this 1042-nucleotide messenger RNA. RefSeq lists its product as uncharacterized. Bases 75 to 785 code for a protein of 236 amino acids. The transcript is spliced from 4 exons. The record is from RefSeq and is a predicted model, not a curated record. NCBI's taxonomy places the organism in Eukaryota, Metazoa, Arthropoda, Insecta, Lepidoptera, Nymphalidae.